Monascus purpureus is the source of this 1425-nucleotide messenger RNA. The record is from the annotation of a GenBank genome assembly. NCBI's taxonomy places the organism in Eukaryota, Fungi, Ascomycota, Eurotiomycetes, Eurotiales, Aspergillaceae.
UUCCCAAUUAAAACUUUAUGACAGUAUUAUGGAUAUCUAGUGUACAGAAUAGUGCCCAUGUAGCCAAUACCACACGCUAAACAUUAAUCCUGCCUGCUGGCGAAAUGCCAGUAUGCAAGCCGUAUCUCAUCGAAUGCACCGUUCACAGGUGGACGGCAAGGGUGUCGACAAUGGCGCCAACAGGCACACCGAGCUCAGGCAGGCCAAUACCGAUCAGAAGGCCAGCAACGACGUCCGACAGGGAAACGAGGAGGAACUGGGCACCAUGCUCGACAACGACGAGCAGGCCGUCAACGUCAUGGCCGACGGCCUGGAGGAGCUCGCCGACAGUGCUGGCAGCAGCAACAACCUCACCAACAAUAACACCGACGGCAGGGAGACCGAGACCGCUGACGAGGGCAGUGAGUUCGGGGGAGAGCUGGAGGAGCAGUUCCUCGGAAUCAAGUCCGAUGACGGUGAGGGCUCCGUCGACGACCUUUCCGGCAUCCGAAAGAAGCUGGCCGGUGCCGUCGCGCUUGAGGUGUUCACCGAGCGUAGCAAUGACUUGACCGACGGGGACGGCGAGGGGAGGGAGGAUACCGGCGACGAGAGCAGUGACGGAGGGAGAGAGUUGGAUGAGAAGAGCACCAGUGUCCUCGCCGACCACGACGAGGAGACCUUCCGCAACGGAGCCCAGGUCCUUCAGCAGAUCCCCGACGCUGCCGGCAGUCUUGAUGACCUCGCCAACGGGGGCACCGAGGCCGGUGAGACCAAGGCCGUCGACGAGAGCGGCAACCUCGGGAGAGAGCUCGACGAGCAGCGCCUUGGCGUCGGUCCCGGUGACCGUCAGGACCUUGUUGACGAGCGGACCAAGGUCCGUGAUGAUCUGGCCGGUGGGCGCAUCCGAAGGGAUUGCGAUGGGGGUGAUGCUUGGAGUCGGAGUGACGACGGCCGACGGCAGAGCGCUAGCAGCGGGGGCGGCAAUGGCAGAGCCCGCGAGGAGGCCGAGGGCAGCGAGGGAGAACUUCAUUGUGAAAGGAAAAGAAUGACAGGAGACCCAGUUCUCGAGAGGUGCGGUGAAAGAGUGACGGAGACCUGGUCUGGCCGGGUAUAUUCAAAGAGGAAGACACAACGAGGGACGGAUGGGAAGAAGCAGAAGAAUCCCCGUUGAGAAACCGCUCAUCCCGUCUCUCUUAUAUACAGCAUCCGGAUGAGGAUCGUCGUGGUACAUGGCAUAGUUAUAUCACGCAGUGUCAAUAGUGCGGUAUAGUUCCUGCAUCAACGGAUCCAGGCCACUCCACCGCGUCAAGAGGCCGGCCGAAUCGCCGCUUCUGCAGUCCUGAGUCAAGAGCCCAGUACUGACUAACUUGUAUUUUGGACGCGUCCCACUGCAAGCGUCGGGUUCCACGCGGAUCUUGGUUAAUGCCUCGGUGGUGGGAGCUGACG